AUUUUGGUACUUGAAUCAUGAAUGGGCAGGCCGAACAGCUACAUAAUCUUACAACGGAUCACCGUGAAGACACAAUCGGAGCCCAUAUAUUUUGAUUCCUUUUGCCGCCGGACGAUAACAUGGACGACGUCCUCGGAAACAACCGUUUUCGUUAUCUGAAAGAUACCUCUCAGCACCGUGACAUUCGGACGAAGAUUAUCCAAUUUCUCACCGGCGUUGGCAAGUUCGCCGUGGACUCUACCAUCUUCAGCUCACUCAAGGCCGUCUCCGGUAAGAGUGAGGUGCAUAAGAUUAGGCAGGGAGGGUUAAAGGAUACGCCCUAUUCAUCAUCUUUGAAUGAAAAGAAACCAGAAGAGGUUAAACUAGUGAUGAAACCAGAAGAGGUUAAACUAGUGAUGGAUAAGAUGCAGGCAGAGAUGGAGGAAAAAGAGGGAAACGUGAAUAAAAUGAAGCAACAGCAACACCAUUGUACAUCUGCAGAGAUUGUUGAUGAUGACUCUGAACCACUGAAGAAGAAGCAGGGGGAAGGCGACAAAGGAUCAGCCAACGUAAUUCAAAACAAGAAAAGGAUCUUCAUCCGUUCCCGACUAUAGACACAAUCCAGUUCAUUAUUAUUGUAUUGUAGCAUAAUAGUAAGAAUAAUGGAUUCCUUUCUUGACAGGGUACGUAAGUUGUACUUAGAUGGAGACUUUUAUUAUAUUAUCAUAAUUUGUAAAGCUAUGCAUCCAAUAUUUUCAUGGAUGGAAUUCCUUAGCUUAGCAAGUUGUAAACAAAUUCCUCUCUUGUUGGAAACAAAAUAGAAGUUGAUUAAUAGCAUUUUGUUUUUGGCAGGAUUAGUA
Messenger RNA from Cucumis sativus (cucumber), 839 nucleotides. RefSeq lists its product as uncharacterized. NCBI's taxonomy places the organism in Eukaryota, Viridiplantae, Streptophyta, Magnoliopsida, Cucurbitales, Cucurbitaceae. The record is from RefSeq and is a predicted model, not a curated record. The transcript is spliced from 2 exons. Bases 120 to 593 code for a protein of 157 amino acids.